Molecule: messenger RNA, 2515 nt
Organism: Myotis davidii
Lineage: Eukaryota; Metazoa; Chordata; Mammalia; Chiroptera; Vespertilionidae
Gene: FNBP1
Product: formin binding protein 1
Biological process (GO): endocytosis; signal transduction
Molecular function (GO): protein binding
Source: RefSeq, a predicted model, not a curated record
AACCGCUCAACAAAGAGCACGGAGUACAAUCAUGGAAAAUAUCAGAACUGCGUUCUGCGUAGCGGGGUAUUGUUGAGAGAUCUGUCCAUCGAAAUACUCUUAGUCACAGAGAAAGAUUAUAAACUGUCUCUCUGUUUUUGUUUUUUUAAACAGGAUCAAUUUGACAACUUAGAAAAACACACACAGUGGGGAAUUGAUAUUCUUGAGAAAUACAUCAAAUUUGUAAAGGAAAGAACAGAGAUUGAACUCCGCUUUGCAAAGCAACUCAGGAACCUCUCGAAGAAAUACCAACCCAAAAAGAACUCGAAGGAGGAAGAAGAAUACAGGUAUACGGCGUGUAAAGCCUUCCUGUCCACCCUGAACGAAAUGAACGAUUACGCGGGGCAGCAUGAAGUCGUCUCCGAGAACUUGACCUCACAGAUCCUCGCGGGGUUAGCACGCUAUGUCCAGGAACUGAAGCAGGAAAGGAAAUCGCACUUUCACGACGGACGGAAGGCCCAGCAGCACAUAGAGACCUGCUGGAAGCAGCUCGAGUCGAGCAAGCGGCGAUUUGAGCGGGAUUGCAAGGAGGCUGACCGGGCGCAGCAGUACUUUGAGAAAAUGGAUGCUGACAUCAACGUCACAAAAGCGGAUGUUGAAAAGGCACGACAGCAAGCUCAAGUACGUCAGCAAAUGGCAGAGGACAGCAAAGCUGAUUACUCAUCGAUUCUUCAGAAAUUCAACCAUGAGCAGCGCGAGUAUUACCACACUCACAUUCCCAACAUAUUCCAGAAAAUACAGGAGAUGGAGGAGCGGAGGAUAGUGAGACUCGGAGAAUCCAUGAAGACCUAUGCGGAGGUCGACCAGCAGGUGAUCCCAAUCAUUGGGAAGUGCUUGGACGGAAUAGUGAAGGCGGCCGAGUGCAUUGAUGAGAAAACUGACUCACAGCUGGUCAUAGAGGCCUACAAGUCGGGGUUUGAGCCUCCCGGAGAGGAAUUUGAGGAUUACACACAGCCGAUGAAGCGCACCGUGUCGGAAAACAGCCUUUCCAAUUCCAGAGGAGAAGGCAAAGCAGAGCCCAAAUUCGGGGGCAAACCCAAAGGAAAGUUGUGGCCGUUCAUCAAGAAGAACAAGCUUAUGUCCCUUUUAACAUCCCCCCAUCAGCCUCCCCCUCCUCCCCCUGCCUCUGCCUCACCCUCUGCUGUUCCCAACGGCCCCCAGUCUCCCAAGCAGCAAAAGGAACCCCUCUCCCAUCGCUUCAACGAGUUCAUGACCUCCAAACCCAAAAUCCACUGCUUCAGGAGCCUAAAGCGAGGGACUCAGUCUUUCUGUUUCCACAAAGAACUCAAGAAGAGGACGAUAGGGAGACCCACGUAUGCUUUUGAAGCUAGGGACUAUGUUCUUUCUCUCAAGCUGGGUGCAGCGCCGGAGGACUUCAGCAACCUCCCGCCCGAACAGAGAAGGAAGAAGCUCCAACAGAAGGUCGACGAAUUAAAUAAAGAAAUUCAGAAGGAGAUGGAUCAAAGAGAGGCCAUCACCAAGAUGAAAGACGUGUACCUGAAGAACCCUCAGAUGGGAGACCCAGCCAGUUUGGACCACAAAUUAACAGAAGUCAUCCAAAAUAUAGACAAGCUGCGGCUCGAGGCCCAGAAGUUUGAGGCCUGGCUGGCGGAGGUGGAAGGCAGAACUGCGGCCCGGGAGAGCAGCCCGGAUGGCAGUUACACGGAGGAGCAGAGCCAGGAGAGCGAGGUGAAGGUGCUGGCCACGGACUUCGACGACGAGUUUGACGACGAGGAGCCACUGCCCGCCAUCGGGACGUGUAAAGCGCUCUACACCUUCGACGGUCAGAAUGAAGGAACCAUUUCAGUAGUUGAAGGGGAAACGCUGUACGUCAUAGAGGAAGACAAAGGUGACGGGUGGACCCGCAUUCGGAGAAAUGAAGACGAAGAGGGCUACGUCCCCACCUCAUACGUCGAAGUGUAUUUGGACAAAAAUGCCAAAGGUGCUAAGACUUAUAUUUAAUACAGCUUUUUAAAAACUUUUUAAAAGCAAUUGGAGUUGUUUCUCCCCACAACUGUGACUGCUCCAGGCAGUUCUUCAAAAGCCUGGCCGGAGAGCCGCCCGCAGAGCCUGGCUCGGGCCGCUCCGAAUUCCUUGGCUAGUCUUGACUAGUAUCGAGUUUCGCUUGCUGAUGGCAUUUAUGUGGAAAGCUGCCAACUGCCAGUUUACAGCUGUGGCAUUUGAAGUCGGGUAAACACGUCUCCUUCCGGCAGCAUCUGUAGAUAACAACAAAAAGUUGCCUUCUAGCUUCUAAUCAAUAAUCCCCAGUUUCAAAGGCCACCCCCCCCCCCUGGCACAGCAGAUUCAGCCCUCAUUUGUAUCUCGUGUCUGCCACCAAUGGAACUACCAUAGGUUACAUUCUGUAACUUAGUACAUUGAACUAUGCUAGUUUGUUACAUUUUACAGUCAUUGACUUUGGAGGAAGUCAUAAAUAAAGCUCUUCCUCCUUGAAUAAAAGAAGCAAGUAGAAGAUUCA